This is a messenger RNA of Staurois parvus, 627 nucleotides long. The record is from the annotation of a GenBank genome assembly. NCBI's taxonomy places the organism in Eukaryota, Metazoa, Chordata, Amphibia, Anura, Ranidae.
AAUGUCAGCGCGUCUUAUGUAGCGAAUAUGGAGCGGCCAGUCCGGUAUUUCCACCGCCGCCGUCUCUGCAGCGGGACCUUACCUGUUCCUCUAUGCAGCACCGCGCUGUCUUCCCAGCUUCUGUACCGGGUGCCCAGUCGGCAGUCAUCUCCUGUACUGUCCUCAGUCUCUGGUCAUCUCCUGUGCUGUCCGCAGUCUCUGGUCAUCUCUUGUACUAUGUCCGCAGUCUCUGGUCAUCUCCUGUGCUGUCCGCAGUCUCUGGCCAUCUCUUGUACUGUGUCUGCAGUCUCUGGUCAUCUCCUGUACUAUGUCCGCAGUCUCUGGUCAUCUCCUGUACUGUGUCCGCAGUCUCUGUUCAUCUCCUGUACUGUGUCCACAGUCUCUGUUCAUCUCCUGUACUGUGUCCGCAGUCUCUGGUCAUCUCCUGUACUGUCUCCGCAGUCUCUGGUCAUCUCCUGUACUGUGUCCGCAGUCUCUGGUCAUCUCCUGUACUGUGUCCGCAGUCUCUGGUCAUCCCCUGUACUGUCUCCGCAGUCUCUGGUCAUCUCCUGUACUGUGUCCGCAGUCUCUGGUCAUCUCCUGUACUGUGUCUGCAGUCUCUGGUCAUCUUCUGUACUAUAUCUGCAG